AAACAUCUCUUAUAUACCUCAUCAAAAGUAAAGGGAAGGGCAGGCCACGUUUGACCUCUCUGAUCUGAGACUCUGAUCCCUCACCCCACCGCCUCUCUUCAUCAUCUAUAUCCAUGUUUAUCUGAUUAUCUUCCUCAAAAUUAACCAUAUAUUCACAUCAUGAGAUUUAAGGAUUUUCAUCUCAAGCUCAAGGCUUUUCGGCUUAGAAGGUUUCUCAUUAGAGAUGGAGGCAAGAAAAGAGAGUUUGAUGCGGCAAAGAAGCCUUCUUGGAUGAUGCCAAUAUCUCAUGGACAUCAUGUUAUUGAGGAUCAGUCGUUUAGAGGAGGUUCAGAUGAUUCGGACUCCAACUCAAUUGUGGUUCAGAGAGAACAAAUAGAGGAACUGGAGCUAUGGUUUUUUGGAGUUUUUGAUGCUCGAAUUGGAGAUGGAGUCACCAAGUACUUGCAAUCCCACCUGUUUGAUAGGAAAACCAAAGAGUCUCAGAUAAGAAGAAAGAGUAAAGAGACGAUGAAAAAAGCUUAUCUCGGAGCAAGAGCAAAGGUUAAGGAGACACAGAGAUCAGAUGAUGAGACAUGGAGAGUGGGUUCAGCGUCUGUUAUGGUGAUCAAUGGAGAAAAACUUGUGAUAGCUAACAUGGGUGAUUACAGAGCUGUAGUGUGUAGAGAUGGUGUAGCUCGUCAGGUGGGCAGCAAGCAUCAGCUAACAGCCAAAAGACACUGGACUCGCAGGCUCUUUUCUGUACGCAUAUUGGCAUGGAAUUCUAUUAAAGCAGCAGGUAACAAGCACUCCAAAAGCUCGGAGCUCGUGGUUGGAGCUGAAAGGAUCAACCCUGAUACUGAAUUUGUCAUCAUAGCAAGCGCUGGCAUAUGGGAGGUGAUGAAGAACCAAGAAGCUGUGAAUCUCAUCAAGCACAUGGAGGAUCCACAAGAAGCUGCAGAGUGUUUAGCAAAGGAGGCUUUAAAUAGAAUGACCAGAAGCAACAUUUCUUGUGUCAUUAUUCGCUUUGAUUAAAACAUGUUUUGUUUUCUUUAUUUGUGUAAUCCUGAAUCUUUUCGCAGCAAUUGAAAUAUAAAUUUUUUUGCAAUUA
Hevea brasiliensis (rubber tree) is the source of this 1087-nucleotide messenger RNA. Its product is annotated as putative protein phosphatase 2C-like protein 44. Gene Ontology annotation, cellular component: cytosol; nucleus. Gene Ontology annotation, molecular function: protein serine/threonine phosphatase activity. The coding region runs from base 160 to 1011 and encodes 283 amino acids. Lineage: Eukaryota; Viridiplantae; Streptophyta; Magnoliopsida; Malpighiales; Euphorbiaceae. The transcript is spliced from 5 exons. The record is from RefSeq and is a predicted model, not a curated record. Gene Ontology annotation, biological process: protein dephosphorylation.